UCCGCGUGAGGGUGUCGGGCGCCCCCCCCCCUUUGGCAACUCGCUCCCCAUCUCCGCCCCCCCAUCCGGGUGUCUCCCGCUCCGGCCUCUCUCCCGUCACCCCCGCCGGUAGGCCCCCGUCCCGCAGCGCCGGGGGGCUGGGGCAGGGGCAGGCGGGCUGCCGGGUCCUGCCUGCGACCCCCCCCUGUGCCGGGAACCUGGCUGCGCCCCAGAGCCUGCUCCCCACCCGCGUCCCCCGGGCCUGCAGCGGGGCAGGGAGCUGUGGGGGGGCUCCCUGGGCUCGGGCACCAACGGCUUCCUCCCCCCCACUCGGGGCUCGGCUGGGACCCAGAAAAUAAAUGAAUGCUAAUGGGACAGCCAUUUCCCUGAAGUUCAGGUUUUCAGGCUGGCUGCCAUGAUGGAUGAUCAGUCUUUGAAUUCAAUCGAGCAGCAAGCUUUGAAUUCAAUCAUGCAGGAUCUGGCUGUCCUUCAUAAGGCUAGUCGUCCUGCAUUGCCAGUACAAGAAACAGGCAAACCAAAAUCAUCUUCACCCAAAAAACAGAAUGAUGUUAGAGUCAAAUUCGAACACCGAGGUGAAAAAAGGAUUCUACAAUUUCCUAGGCCUGUCAAACUAGAAGAUCUUGCAUCUAAAGCAAAAGUUGCUUUUGGUCAGCCUAUGGACUUGCAUUACAGCAAUAAUGAGCUGGUGAUUCCGUUAACCACACAGGAUGAUUUGGACAAAGCUGUUGAACUGCUAGAUCGUAGUGUUCACAUGAAGAGCCUCAAGAUAUUGCUUGUAAUACAUGGAAAUUCACAGGUUCCUGUCCUAAGUAACAUGGAACCAUUGCCAUCACUGGAAGAUUUGGAUAAUACAGUGUUUGGAGUGGCAGAGAGGAAAAACAGGCUGUCUGUAAUAGGUUCUAAUACACGUGAUAGAAGUUCACCUCCCCCGGGGUACAUACCAGAUGAGCUGAACCAGGUGGUACGAAAUGGAUCAUUCACUAGUAUCAAUAGUGAAGGCGAGUUCAUUCCAGAAAGCAUGGAUCAAAUGCUGGAUCCAUUGUCCUUGAGCAGUCCUGAAAACUCUGGCUCAGGAAGCUGUCCCUCACUUGACAGUCCUUUAGAUGGAGACAGCUACCCCAAAUCUCGGAUGCCACGAGCACAGAGCUAUCCAGAUAACCACCAGGAGUUUUCAGACUAUGAUAUCCCAAUAUUUGAGAAAUUUGGAAAAGGCGGGACUUAUCCCCGAAGGUAUCAUAUUUCAUAUCAUCACCAAGAUUACAAUGAUGGUCGUAAAACUUUUCCAAGGGCCAGAAGGACCCAGGGGAACAGCUUCCGGUCUCCAGUCAGUUUCAGCCCCACCGAUCACUCCCUGAGUACAAGCAGUGGGAGUAGCACUUUUACUCCAGAGUAUGAGGAGACCCGAAUGAGAAGAAGGGGAAGUGACAUAGACAAUCCUACCCUGUCAGUAAUGGACAUCAGCCCACCUAGCCGCUCACCACGAGCACCAACUAACUGGAGACUUGGCAAGCUGCUGGGUCAAGGUGCUUUUGGCAGAGUAUAUCUAUGUUAUGACGCUGACACCGGAAGAGAAUUGGCUGUUAAACAAGUUCAAUUUGACCCUGACAGUCCAGAGACGAGCAAGGAGGUAAAUGCACUUGAAUGUGAGAUUCAGCUGUUGAAAAACCUGCUGCAUGAAAGAAUUGUUCAGUAUUAUGGCUGCUUGAGGGAUCCCUCUGAAAGAACACUCUCUAUAUUCAUGGAAUACAUGCCAGGGGGUUCCAUUAAGGACCAGUUAAAAGCAUAUGGAGCACUCACAGAGAAUGUGACCCGAAAAUACACACGGCAGAUUUUGGAGGGAGUUUACUAUUUGCACAGUAAUAUGAUUGUACAUAGAGAUAUUAAAGGAGCAAAUAUUCUGCGGGAUUCAGCAGGCAAUGUGAAGCUAGGUGAUUUCGGUGCCAGCAAGCGACUUCAGACUAUCUGUCUCUCUGGCACGGGAAUGAAAUCUGUCAUGGGGACUCCAUACUGGAUGAGUCCCGAAGUUAUCAGUGGAGAAGGGUAUGGGAGAAAAGCAGAUAUCUGGAGCGUAGGUUGUACGGUGGUGGAAAUGCUCACUGAGAAACCCCCUUGGGCAGAGUAUGAAGCAAUGGCUGCCAUCUUUAAAAUUGCCACCCAGCCAACCAGUCCACAGCUGCCACCUCAUGUCUCGGACCAUAGUCGGGAUUUCCUUAAGCGGAUUUUUAUCGAGGCCAAGUUGCGACCAUCUGCAGAUGAACUGCUAAGACACACAUUUGCACAUUAUCACUAACAGCCUGCCUCAACUCAGCUUGCAUCUACUGCAUUUAUUUUCUAUUUGACUGCACUUUUAUUUUUAUUUUUUUACAAAAAAAGGAGAAAAAAGACAAGAGAGAAAACAUUUCUCUUGAUUCUUUGUUUUACUUAGAUUAUAAGCAAGAAUCUAAAUUUUUGUAUUUAGAAUGAGGGUCUCUUCUCCUCUCCCCCGCCCCCCAACAGGACCCAGAACCUUUUGUUUCUGUAAUGUACUGAUGUGGUUCACAAAGAUAAAGCACUUUAGUACAUAUUCAUUCCUUAACUAAGGGGAAAACAGACAUAUGACUUGGACUGUCAAGAACUGUAACUUUUUCUAACACCGCUGACUGUCUCAGGAUGCAGGGAAAAAUACAGCAGCAGCUAGCACGCAGGGAGAAGAAAAUCAUCAUCUGUGAUUUGUUCUUUGUACUGUAGGUAGUUGCUGCUGAGGGUUUUAAGUUAAAUUUUAGCUUGUUAAUCAGUUUCUGAAUAUCACACUUGAGGCAUGAACCCACAGUUCUGGAAAUGAAUUAGAAAGCUCAAAGAACUUAGAACCCUCAGUAGAGAGUGCUCUGCAUAAUAGAGCACCUGCCUGACACUUCCUUUGUGACCAAAAGAAAAUAAGGCAGGAACAUAACUCUAAAUGAGUAGUUGGUGGGAGCUGUUAUAAAGUUAUUUUAUUACCUUCAUAGAACAAGAAUUACAGGUAAAUCAAAGAUUAUAGAUCCAAACUCCUAGAGACUGCAAAGCUCAGGGGGUAGUCUCCAUAAUGAAGAAACAAAAAAUAACCAAAAAGAUCAACAGAUAAAUAAAAAUAAUACCCCCUGCAGCUGCCAAAGAUAUGCCUACCAUAUAAGUUAAAAGGGUGUGGGGGGGGUCACUUUCCUUAGGUGAUGGUAAGACACAAAAUGGUGUGAGAUAAAGUCCUUCACCAUCCAAUGAAAUGCAAAGAAAAAAAUUAAUCCUUAUCUACUGUAUGCAUCAUCUGACUAUCAAAAUUAUCUGCAAGGAAUAAGCGAUUCAGAACAAUUGUCAGAGACUGAGAAGGAAUGUAUUUUGAAGGUCAUGCACCUGAAUAUAACAAUCCUUCUUAAAUUGUUUUCAAUGAAAUUGUUUUAAUAACACAAUCCAGUUAUUAGGAUGUUUGAAAAAGUCCCUGAAAUAAAAUGAAUUCUAAUUCCUUGUGUCUAAUUCCGUUAGUGUCAAAUGAUGACAAGGCACUUCAAGCCUUCUUUGGUCAUAUUUUUCAAGCCGCAAUGAUGAUAAAAAUAACAUUAAAAUGCCUCUUUCCUAGGGAAAGCCUUAAAAGCAAUCAACAUAGAAACAUCAGGGACGGACCACACAGAAAAAGUGGACUAUUUUUAAAGCUGCGUGUGUGACACAGCAAUAGUACGUGAAUUUUGAAAAUGAAGUCCAACUAAACAAAGAGCAGCGGCACACCGUCAUGUUGAGUUUUACAUUAAAAAUGACCAAAGAUGUAAAAGGAACAAAGCAGCUAAACAGGAUGAGUCUCUAAUUUCGCAAUCCAGAAGGAUCAAACUGUGCUAGAUCUCAGUCAUAAAAUGUUUAUUCAUCUUUUCCAUCUCUAGAACAGGGUAAUAAAAGUAAAAUUCGGAGACACGAUCUCACAGGCCUUGAACAGCUCCACUGAAAAAUACUAAUGAGAAGCAUGGACUAAGGGUUGGUCUACACUACCCCCCCCAAUUCGAACUAAGGUACGCAACUUCAGCUACGUGAAUAACGUAGCUGAAGUCGAAGUACCUUAGUUCGAACUUACCUUGGUCCACACGCGGCAGGCAGGCUCCCCCGUCGACUCCGCGGUACUCCUCUCGCCGAGCUGGAGUACCGCAGUCGACGGCGAGCACUUCCGGGUUCGACUUAUCGCGUCCAGACUAGACGCGAUAAGUCGAACCCAGAACUUCGAUUUCCAGCCGUCGAACUACCUGGUAAGUGUAGCCAAGGCCUAACUGACUUCACUUUAGAGAGAGAAGUCAAACCCUCCCAUUUUUAUAAAAGUAGACAAUAUACAGAAUUUGAGAGAGAGUUUGGAAAUAAGUUCUUUGACCUAUAUAACUUAAGUUUGAUUCUUGCUAGUAUGGCUGAUUCACUAGUUGUCUGUCUUUCCCUCCCAGUUCUGUAAAGACAGAAUGUGUUGAUGCUUUGGACAUCAAACCAUUCUGACAAGGAUGGUCCCAAGAGUCCACUCUGCUUUAUGUCUUUAUUAGGACUAUCAAAAGCUUGAGGUGGGUGAAAAUAAAGAAAUGAAUGUCGGUGCUACAAUGAGAAAUUAGUGUUGGCUCAUGUGACAGACUCUUGAGGUUUCUGAAUUUUUAUUUUUCUAAUUUAGCUGCUAAAUUCUGUAUCAGCAGCAUAACUAGGAGUCUGGGUCUAUCCUAAUCCAUUUACCUGUAAUAGGUUAUCAGUUGUUCUUCUACUGGGGCCACUAUCACAAUAUUUUGGGCAGGUGGCCUAUUCCAGUUGUCUGUUUUCUGUAAUUAUUGUGACUUUUAUCUGGUUGGUCAUUUUGUUGGUCACGGUAAGCAGCAGUGCAGGGUUUACAUGCAUGAGAUGAGAGUUCAAUCAGGGAAAACCCAUGGGCCAAAAUUAAAGUAAACUUGUGUUCACUUUCUUUGGCUUCUUUGUCACUCGAUGGAAGCAGCCUCUGGAAAGAAUCUGCAUGAACCUUUGUGCUUUAAAGGACCUUUGCUUCAUAAGCAAAAUUUAGUGGCAGCGGGGACAGUAGGGAGAGUUAUGUAGAGACUGUCUUUAAAAUACAGUAGAACCUCAGAGUUAUGAACACUAGAGUUACGAACUGACUGGUGAACCACACACCUCAUUUUUAACCAGAAGUACAUAAUCGGGCAGCAGAGACGGGAAAAUAAAAAAAACAAAUACUGUACAGCACAGUACUGUGUUAAAUGUAAACUACUAAAAAAGUAAAGUUUUUAAAAAAAGAUUUGACAACGUAAGGAAACUGUGUCUGUGCUUAUUUCAUUUAAAUUAAGAUGGUUAAAGCAGCAUUUUUCUUCUGCACAGUAAAGGUUCAAAGCUGUAUUUAAGUCAAUGUUCAGUUGUAAACUUUGGAAAGAAUCACCGUAACGUUUUGUUCAGAGUUAUGAACAUUUCAGAGUUAUGAACAACCUCCAUUCCUGAGAUGUUUGUAACUCUGAGGUUCUACUGUAGACUAAUAGUUUACAUAAUGUACAAACCAUAUAUCUGAAAUUGAUUUCAAAAGAAUUAAGAAGGUACCAAAAACCAAGCUAAAAAUGUACAUAUAUAAUAGUCGGUAUCUGAAAGGGUAAGAAAGUUGUUUAUAUUACCAAAAAGUACAGAAAAGGAACGUUAAAGGGAAAAUUGAAUCAGGUUUAACUGCAGCACUCAGAAAUUUUAAAGAUACUUUUGGAUCAAUAAAAGAAACUGUACUCUCUGAAGCUUGAAGUUUUCUAAAAAUAUACCCUGUUUGCAAGGCAGAGUUGGCUUCUCUAUACUGCAGUGUUAUUUCUUAGCUGUGACUGGGGAGAAAAAAACAAAAUAAGACUGCUGCUUUUGUGCCUUUUUAAAAGAUAGUGCUUUCGGUCUGGACAAUGGUAAACUUGUUUGAGAUCGGGAAAAGUGAGAACUUGCAGAAUAAUACAGAGUUUUUAAAACUUUUAGGCAUAGCUUUCCCCUUAAAAUAUAAUUCCAUCUGGAUUGUAAAUUAUUGGACAUCUCAAAAAACUACUGAGGCAAUAUAGUACCUCUUUAAUGAUGACUAAUUUCACCAGUUUUGUUGUUUAUGAUUAAGAUCUCGUCAUAUGAAUUACAAGAAGGACUGAACUAUUGUUUUUACCCUUGGGAGAACCUGCCAACUGACCUAAGCUACUUAUGUAUAACCCUUUAAACAAUUACUGUAUAAAUUAAAAAUGUAUAUUUUGAGCUAGAAAUAGGAAUUAUUGAAGCCAGUCAAAUUCUACCUUUUGAGAAACAGGCAGUAUAUUCAUCCCCUUGCAUGUUGCAUUUUUGGAAACUUGGUAAAGUCAAGUUGAGGUAAAAUGAUUUUUGCAUUAUCUGCUUUUAAUGACGGUACAGUAGAUCCCUUCAUGUCUAUAAAGCAUCUAGCACACCACUGGCACUAUAACUAGUAAAAUUUAUGUCCAUAAUUCUGAAGGUGCAUGGAGCUGCAUGAUUAAAAUCCCAUUGAAGAUGAGGGUCAUGAAGCAAGAUUUCUCUGUGCCACUUUGAAUAACCUACCAACUAACAUUACAGUAUUUUAGAAUCAUUAACUUGUGAGUGCUAAGUCCAGUUAUGAGAAAAUGUCAGUGGGACAGAAUGUUGUCACAGAGUUAUGGUCUCCUAUGUAAAUACCAAAGCAGAACUGGACUUAUAGAAAAUAAGUGUUAAGAUUUAUUGGGAGAGUAGAAAUGCUUAUUUUUCAAAUCAGGCGCUAUUGAUCUGGCAUCUAUUUUUUAGUACACUGACUUUAUUUCUGUUACACCUGUGUAGUAAUAAAUAUUUAACAACUUGUCUGUAAAUUGGUUUUAAUAGUGAGUUAGUCUCUGCAUAAUUCUGAUAUGCUGCAUUCCCAUUGGCUUACAUAACAGGUUGGGUUGUACUUCAGCCAGUCAGAAACAAGCUUAUUAAUUAAACUACAGUUUUCUGUGUAUUUUUUAAUAAGCUGGUUUCUAUGUGAUAGAAAUGGAGAAAAAUAUGAACAGCAGCUGGCUGGCACAGACUCCAUUUAGUGUAAAAACAAACAGCGUGCUUUGCUUCAAGUUCAGUCCUGUCUGAGGGGAAAAUGUCCAUUGAUAAUUUUAAGAAAAUGCUUACUUUACAAAAACGAAUUGUGAAUGGAAUUGCAGCGCAUCUACAGUAGCAGUAUGGUUAAAUCUAAAACACAAACUAUACUUUUUGCAUACAUAAUUCUUUCCAUUUUGUUUUAGGCAACAUUUUUGUGUAAUAGUUGAGGGUACGUUUCUAAUUGAGUUAAACUGUCCUUUUGGUUAUAAUAUUGAAAAAUAAUUUAACAGCUGUCUCUUCAGCUAGUGCCUUUUUAUCUGUAUGCCUUAAUUUUGUUUGUGUAUAGACACCAUAUUUAAAUCAUAUGGCUGUCUAAUCAUUCAGUGCCACCAAAAUAGUCUUUAAAAAUAUAUGCAAGGUUCCAAGGCAGAACUCAUUAACUGUAUCAAAAGUUGUAAUUUAACUAGUAUCUGUAGCAGAGUUUUAGGUUGAGAUUUUACUACAGUUGUUUUUAAAUGAUAAAAAUACUUAGCACCUACAGUGCUCUCCUACUGUACAAACAUUCCAGCAAGGAUGUUAGUGUUAUCCCCAUUUUACAGAUUGGAAAACUGAGACACAGGCUAGAUAACUUGCCCAAGGUUAUAGACUUAGACAUGCCACUUGCUAUACGUGGUACUGUACUAUAAUAAAUGAAGUUUGGCUAAGAAAAGUGUACAGUAGUAUUGGCUAGGUCUUAACAAAUUAGCAGAUAGUUCAAAUGCGCUACCUUUGUUUCCAAUAAUAUUGUGUUCUCUUCUUUUAAAUAAUCCUAACCCUGCCAUUGUCUUGAAUGAAAGCUUUCCUGCUAGAAGCAGAAGGUACAGUGCAGUGUAGGAAGCCAUUCCUUCAGACAACAUUGAGCAAUGUCAAACUGCAGCUUCAGAGACUUGAGCAAAUUGGUCAGAUUUACAGUUUAGGACUAAAUGUAUUUGUUAGCUUUUUAAUCCUCUAGCUCUUUAAACUUUAUCAUGAAUAUAAAAAAGCAUAUUUUGUGUGCUUGAAUGCAAGUCCAUAUGGUGUUUUUUGGAUUAGCAAAGGUAUUAUUGCCCAUACCAUUUCUUAUUGCUGGGAACUUCCUAUCUUGUAUUCAUGACAAGUAUGCAGUGUCAAAUCACUUAAAAAACCAAAGCUUUUCUAUCCCCUCUACAAGAGCCAAAAGUGAUGUUUUGUAGACUAGUACUGUUACUCAUCCUUAUCUACCAGUAAGCUAUUGCUAAAUAGAAUAGAACAGGCACUAGUAAAAGUUAUGUCCAGCACUGCCCAUUUUUAAGGAUAGGUUUGGAUUUUCAUUGUUGCUGUUUUGAGAUGCAAAAUUCAUUCCAGCAUUAAAAUGAAAAGUUUGAACAAAACUCUACACAAUCUUAUUGACAUCACUAACAUAAGGCACAAACUUGGUGAUUAAAUUCCUUUCCUAUGACAUUCUUUAUAGCCAAGUUUUUAGCUUGGGGGCAUUUAAGGAAAGCCAUGAAGAAAAGUAGAUAUAUGAUCUGAACUGCUCAUAGUGCCACAGCAAACAAGAACACUUCAGAGGUUGUUGGGGGAAGCAGUCCUUUUAAUUUAAGAGCCAAAUCUCACCCCUAGAUACACGGGACUUCCACUGCCCUUAAGGGGAGAGCCAUGAAUGCACACUGGAGGAAGCAGAAUUUCCCCCAAGAUAGGAUUUCUAAGUCAUUAAACUCCAGAUCAGGAACAAAGAGUGCUUUUGCAUUUAACCUCUAUUUAGUUUGUUUUAAUUUGCUUUGACUUUACUUCAGUACCUUUUUUGGGUCAUAUUUAAGUUCUGCCAUUAGCAAAACCUUGGGGAAAAUCUGUAGCAAGAAAACUGUAGUUCAGUUGACCUCUCAUGUAUUGAAAAGACGGAAUUUAGUAAGCUCAUUUUGACUAGCUCUUCGUUUUUUUCCAUUAGUUUUUUUAAAAGGGGUGAAAAACUGGAUGAAAAUUAGUGAAAAUUUGGACCUGAUCAUUCAAUUGUUAUGCUGGUGGAACUCCUGCUGGUAAGGAUUGCAGGACCAGGCUCCUUAUGGGGAGAAGAGAAGAAAGAGAAUAUGGGUUUACACUGAACGUAGGGUGGGAAAUAUUUCAAAAAGUUUUGCAUCUUUUCCCCCGAUAAUAGUUCUUCUCUCUCCCCUCUCCCCCAAGAAUAUAUAAAUGUGGAUAUAAAGACAAGCAUUGCAUUUUUUGUCAGUUUCACAGUGUUUAUCUUUCCCUAAUACUGGUUUAAAUCUUGAUGUCAUUCAUUCUAAAAUGUAAAUGGUUUAUUAAAACUUGUCUGCCAUCUCAGAUGUGUCACAGUUCAUUUAAUGGAAUAUCAUUGUAAAUAAAUGUUGGAGACUUGGAUAAGUUUGAAAGUAGGCUUUUUAAUUUUCACAAUGCUAUGAAUAAAUGUGUAAAUUUGCCCUUUUGAUCUAAUGUACAUUUUUAUGUAGCUGUUAAAUUCUCUAUAUUUAAUCUAUCCGUUUCUCUCUGUAAAUGUUUUUACUCUCAGUUGAAUGCUGGGCACAGUUUGUAAUGUAUGUACACAAAGGUGUUUUUUUCUAUCAAUGUUGACUUUUUUGCACAUUUUUGAAAAUGUUUAAUUUGUACACUGAUUUAAUACUCUGACCAAUUGUUGAUGGGCGUAUGAGAAUCAUGUAUGUGUGCAAUGUACUACUGUUUGGAUGUAUGUUUUUUAUUACUUUUGAGAUGUUGCUAUCAGUAACUGCACUGCUGUUGCUGCUUUAAAUGGAAUUUCUUGUGUAAAAGUGUAUUAGCCUAUGGUUAUAUCUUGGUUGAGGAACUCAGGAGUUGAGCGUUGCUUACUAGUUCCAUAAUGUGUCUAACAACUUUCCCAACUUUAAAGUAUACUUGUAAUUCUGUGUACGAACUGUGUGUGUGUGUGUGUGUGUGUGUGU
Molecule: messenger RNA, 9938 nt
Organism: Malaclemys terrapin pileata
Lineage: Eukaryota; Metazoa; Chordata; Testudines; Emydidae
Gene: MAP3K2
Product: mitogen-activated protein kinase kinase kinase 2
Exons: 17
Coding region: 395-2290 (631 amino acids)
Biological process (GO): protein phosphorylation
Molecular function (GO): protein kinase activity; ATP binding; protein binding
Source: RefSeq, a predicted model, not a curated record